Molecule: messenger RNA, 2551 nt
Organism: Anneissia japonica
Lineage: Eukaryota; Metazoa; Echinodermata; Crinoidea; Comatulida; Comatulidae
Product: zinc finger protein 830-like
Exons: 9
Coding region: 72-971 (299 amino acids)
Biological process (GO): nuclear DNA replication; mitotic DNA damage checkpoint signaling; mitotic DNA replication checkpoint signaling
Cellular component (GO): spliceosomal complex; nucleus
Molecular function (GO): nucleic acid binding; zinc ion binding
Source: RefSeq, a predicted model, not a curated record
AUAUACCCUCAUUUCUCGCUCUCUCAGCUCAGAUAAUGUGAAUAAAGUUUACAAACUGUUUGCAUGCAAACAUGUCUAAAAAGGUAGAUAUUCGACAACUUAUGCGGAGACAGAAGGUUCAAAGCAGCUUGUCGGCAACAAAGAAGAUCGAUUCACCAUUAGCAAGGUAUAACAGCCUGGGACAGUUAUCAUGUAAACUAUGUAAUAUACCAAUCAAGAGUGAAAUCCUCUGGAAGAGUCACCUGCAGAGUAGGAAACACAAAGAGAGUGUUGAGUUAUUAAAAUCAGGGAAACCAUUAACAACUCCAUCAACAGCAUCCAAACAUGCAACAAAACAGAAAGACUCAGAAGAACCAGUUAUAAAAAAGGUCAAAGUUUCAGAAACAAGUACAACAGAAAAAGGUCUACCUGCAGAUUUCUUUGAUACACAAAUCAGUUCAUCAGAAGUAAGACAGCCAGUCUCAACAGUCUCAACAACACAAUCAACAAAUCCUAGCUUACCAGCUGAUUUUUUUGAUGUAGAAGUAAGUAGCCAAGCUGAGACAGUGGCAGAAAAAGAUGUACAGCCAGAUAGUUCAUCUAAAUCAAUGGCAGAAGCACUGCCGGAGGGGUUCUUUGAUGACCCGAACAUGGAUGCAAAAGUCCGCAAAGUAGAACCGAAGAAAAACAUUGAAGAUGAGUGGGUGGAGUUUCAAAAAGUUAUGGAACAGGAACAAAAGGUAUCAGAAGCUAUUCUGGAGGAAGAUGUUGAUGAAGCCCAAAAAGAGAGACAAAUAGAUGAGAUCGAUGAACAAAUGACGAGAUGGAAGAAAGCCGACAUACUACGUGACAAACAAGAAGAAUUGAGAGCCAAAGUGAGCCAACAAACUAGUUCAACAGUAGAAAAUGAAGAAACGAAUGAUGAUGACAACGACGAUGAAGCAGAUUUUGAAGAAUUCUUAGACUGGCGGUCUAAAGAAGCAUGGAAGUGAAGGAAAAAAACUAAUAUUUUAUUGAGCGUGUUAAAAAAUAAAAUUCUGUGUCUCUAAUUUUGAGUGAGACCUCAUUCAUGCAGCUAUGACGGUUAGAAAAGUAAACAUCCCGAGGUCUUAAUUCAGUGAUUGGCUGUGAUGUCGUAAGCCCUGGGUAGUGCCCAUGUAGACAUUUUUUGUAUUAAGUUACUCCAACGUUACUACAGACAAUUUACUCCAGAGCAGCCUCAAGAAAAAAUGCGCUACUUCCACGUACACAAGGAAUGUAUUAGGAGUAUGUGCUCAGGCUAGCACCGUGUAGAUGCAAUUACUUCAGAGCUUGCAAGUAAAUGCAACCUUUAUUAUGAUGAACUAGAUUUGAAGUAAAAAAAAACAUACCCUAGGUAAGCUUCAUGUGGACACUCGUUGGAAGUAACGCGCGCAUACAUUUUUACGUCUGUCAUAACUUUACUUCAGACAGAAGGCCAUCUGAACAUUAAUAAUAUUUUAGCAGUAUCACCAGAUUGAAAUUUUAGGUGACACAACCUCAAAUACAAGCCACAAGUGAUUUUGAAUGUUUGUCGACAUAAGUAUCACAUACACUCAAUGUAAAGAUGGCAACAUUCAAAAUCUGUGUUGCAUGUUUGUGUACCAAGAAUAAUAUACUUGCUGUAGUAAAUGAAGUAAAUAUGAUUUAUAAAAGAUACUUAUGUUUUUACGCAGACAGUGUCUGUCAGAUUUCAAAGAAAGUGAAUAAUAAUAUCAAGACAAUUUUUUAAAUUUCAAUGUCCUAUUUAUUGCAUUAGUUAUAUAAACACAUUACAUAAAUAUUUCUUAUAAACAAAAGUAAAAAUUGAAAUUAUUAAAAUGUUGUUCUAUUACAGGGGUUUAGCUAGAAAAAAAUAUAUGGAGCCCAAAUAUUUGGGUGCUAAGCAACAAAUGUCCUCUAAAGAUAAAAAGAAAAGGAUACCUUGCCCCAUAUGAAAACCAAGAGGCCAAAGUUAUCCUUAUAUCUAUUUUAUAGAUCCCAUUUGGCUUCUAAAAAAAAUUAUAAAUUUAUUUUGAAAUUGUCUACAGCAACUACAGUAGUGAGUAAAAGCAGAAAGUACUAUUAGUGUAAUAUGAUUUAAACUUGUAGAGGAUACAAUUACAGGUAGCCGGGAGUUCUUCCAAUAAAUAUUAAUACAAAACCUGAGGAUUUUUUUACCCAGAAUCCAAGAUUCUUAACAGGACACGGUCAAGGACAUCCAAGACGCUAAAGUGGCCGUCAUAAACCAUUCUUGCUGCCCAAGCCCUUUUGCUAUUAUAUUCCCUCAAAUCAUCUCGCCAUCAAAUAUAAACCAAUACAUAUAUUUCAUAACAUGAAUAUGAGACUCAAGGGCCAGCAAAUAUUACUAUUAUUUUGAUCGAUUGCUGGCUUUUUUCAAUUUUAACAAGUCUUAUCCAGUCUAUUGUUAGCCACCGAGAAAUAAGGAGAAAAUUUCUGAAAAGAGAGCUGAAAAAGCCAAAGAGUUUGGCAAGUGGGUAAUGAGUAAAACAAUGAGCUCAGGAUGCUCAUACCUAAAUUUGUGAAGCUUGUAGUUAACUUGAAAGACUUGUAG